Antechinus flavipes (yellow-footed antechinus) is the source of this 5475-nucleotide messenger RNA. It is a transcript of the gene KIF6, whose product is annotated as kinesin family member 6. Gene Ontology annotation, biological process: microtubule-based movement. The coding region runs from base 51 to 2858 and encodes 935 amino acids. The record is from RefSeq and is a predicted model, not a curated record. Gene Ontology annotation, molecular function: ATP binding; microtubule binding; microtubule motor activity. Lineage: Eukaryota; Metazoa; Chordata; Mammalia; Dasyuromorphia; Dasyuridae. The transcript has 27 exons.
AAAGAGGCAACGCGGUGCUGGGAGUGUUGUACCAGGGCGUUAAGGGGAAGAUGGUUAAGCAAACGAUCCAGAUCUUCGCGAGGGUGAAGCCCACCAGCCGGAAACAACCUCAAGGGAUUUAUUCUAUAGAUGAAGAUGAAAAAUCAGUAGCUGCAUUGGAAAUUAUCUUACCACGUGAUUUAGCAGAAGGAUUUGUGAAUAAUAAAAGAGAAAGCUACAAAUUUAAAUUUCAGAGAAUUUUUGAUCAGGAGUCAAAACAAGACACCAUUUUUGAAAUAAUUGCCAAACCUGUUGCUGAAAGUGUUCUGGCUGGCUAUAAUGGCACCAUCUUUGCAUAUGGACAAACCGGUAGUGGCAAGACUUUCACAAUCACUGGGGGAGCUGAGCGUUACAGUGAUAGAGGCAUCAUUCCAAGAACCUUAUCAUACAUUUUUGAGCAAUUACAAAAGGACAGCAGAAAAAUGUAUACAACCCACGUUUCCUACUUGGAAAUCUACAAUGAAUGUGGUUAUGAUCUGUUGGAUCCAAGACAUGAAGCCUCCAGUUUGGAAGAUUUGCCGAAGGUGACAAUAUUGGAGGACCCGGAUCAAAACAUUCACCUGAAAAAUCUAUCUCUUCAGCAGGCAACCACUGAGGAAGAAGCUUUGAAUCUUCUCUUCUUAGGAGAUACCAAUAGAAUGAUUGCAGAGACUCCUAUGAAUCAAGCCUCAACUCGUUCCCAUUGUAUUUUCACGGUUCAUAUCUCAAGCAAGGAACCAGGGUCUGCAACCGUCCGUCGUGCCAAACUCCAUUUGGUUGACCUGGCUGGUUCAGAGAGGGUUGCAAAGACUGGAGUUGGAGGCCAGCUUCUGACAGAAGCCAAAUAUAUCAACCUUUCCCUGCACUACUUAGAACAGGUUAUAAUUGCCCUUGCAGAGAAACACCGAUCCCAUAUUCCCUAUAGGAACUCCAUGAUGACCAGCGUACUGAGGGACAGCUUGGGAGGAAACUGCAUGACAACCAUGAUUGCCACACUUUCAUUAGAAAAAAGGAAUAUAGAUGAAUCUAUAUCAACUUGCAGAUUUGCCCAACGAGUGGCCCUCAUAAAGAAUGAAGCUGUUCUCAAUGAAGAGAUUGAUCCUAGACUGGUUAUUAUACGUUUGAGAAAAGAAAUCCAGGAAUUGAAGGAUGAACUAGCCUUUGUCACUGGGGAGCAGAGAACAGACCAGCUCACACAAAUGGAGCUUGAUAAAUUAGAGGAACAAAUUGCAUCCUUUUUAGAAGAUCAAGAUCCCGAGAGUAGGCUAGAUGUGGGAUCUGACAUGCGUAAAAUCCACUACUGCUUCUAUCGUUUAAAGAAAUUAUUAAAUGAAAGAAAGAUUCCUGAAAAAAAUGAAUUCUCCCAUGAAAUCAAAGACAAAGACCAAGAAGGUGAUAUGCCAUUAAAGGAGGAAGAAUUUAAAAAACUAAGAGACGUCCUGAAGCAGCGAGACAAUGAAAUUAAUAUUCUGGUAAAUAUGCUUAAAAAGGAAAAGAAGAAAGUCCAGGAUGUAUUCAAUCUACAGAAUAUGAACAGGGGAGGAACGAGGCUUUCAUUGAGCUCUUCCCCCUUAUGUGGAGGUCCAGGGGAUGACUCUUCAAAAGCAUCAGUAUCAAGCAUAGCAAAACAGACUCACGAGGGCAGUUCUUUGGACUACAGAUCUGGUUUUCACCGCAGGAAAACAGUAAAGAAAGAAGAGAUGUCAUUGGGACGCCAGGAGGCUUUUGAAAUCUUCAAGCAGGAUCAUGCUGAUAAUGUUACAAUCGAAGACAACAAACAGGUUUUGAGACAGAGAUUUUCUGAAGCAAAGGCCUUAGGAGAAAGUAUAAAUGAAGUAAGAAGUAAAAUUGGUCAUCUAAAAGAAGAAAUUAACCAACGGCAGAUACAGAGAGUUGCUUUAAGUAUUACAGAUAAUGCAAUUGGAGACCAGGAAUUAGACCCAGUGGAAGAGAAGUUACGUUCAAAAAUGGAAGAAGAAAAAAAAAGUUACAAAAAUAUGUUCACUCGCCUGAAAGGCCUAAAGGUUGAAAUCGAGCACCUGCAGCUGUUAAUGGAGAAAGCCAAGGUGAAACUGAAAAAGGAGUUUGAAGUUUGGUGGAUAGAAGAGGCAGCAAAUCUACAGCGGUCCAGAAACAGACUGAGAUGCUGCAGAAGAUACAGGUCUUCAAGAAAGAAUGGAAAGAAAAAAUCCAUGCCAUCAAAUUCUCCCCGGACGCCAGAAUCCCCAAAACAGCAGCAAUCGCAGUCACAUCUCUCCAAUAAAAGUGAACUGAUAUCCAGAAAAAUUAUGCCUUCCCCUCCCCCUCUAUCGAAACUCCAAAGAAACAGAUUUAACAACCCUAAUGUGGAAGAAAGUGGCAGUGAUCUGAUUCCCAAUAUGAAAGUGACUUCUUCUCCCCCUCCAUCAAGAACCGAGCCAAAACAACCAAGCAGCCCACCAAACAGCCCCCGUCUGGAAGGAAGAGGGAGGGAGCCAGGAAGAAGGAAGUCUCUAAAAUCCUCAACUUCCAAGCCUCCAAGACACAGAACUAAAGCUUCCAUCUCUCCAGCACGGGAACAUUCAGGCCCCAGCAUGACCCAGGGAAAAUGGUCUUUCGGAGUCGCUGACGUGCCAAAGCCACCACCGAAUACUCCACAAAUGCCAGUGACUCUCCAUUCUUCCUCAUCUGUAAAAUGGGGACAUCUCCCUCCCAGGAUGGUUAGUCCUAGGGAACUCUUCUUCAGCCAUCCCUUUCACUGGAGACAGCCAGACAGACACCGAUAUCCUAGCAUUUAUCAAGGCCAGGCAAAACUUACUGCAGAAAAAAGUAAUAGGAAGAUAAGAAGAUGUGAUGGUUGAAAGAUAAAAUGACUGAAGAAACAAAGGUUUGGCAAACAACUGAAUUUAUAAUACCAGCCCUGCAGCCCAGCUGAAAGGCAAGGACAAAGUACAGAUAAAACUUCUUCUUUCAUCCUUUCUUUGGAUGUGCUGCCUAAAUGGCUGGAACAACAUGUGACUUGAGCACUAAUGGAAAGCCUUGUGUUUCUGUAAGGAUGGUGUCCCAGAGACACUCAGGAAUGGUGGGACAUGCUGAGGUGGGGGGCAGGAAGUAGAGAGACAGACCCAAAUGGAAGGUGAAAUCUUUGCACUGUAUGUUACUCGUGGUUGUAAGUUUAAUGCCCUUUCGUGCUAGGGCUAUUGGCUUUGGCACCAGCAAGGUGGCUGAGUUUGGGAGUGUUUUGUGUUUGUUUUGUAUUUUUAAAAUAAUUUCCCUUAUUUUUAAAAUAAUGUGGGGUCACAAGGGUGGUCUUACUUUUGGGAUAACUUGGAUACUUUGAGAUUACAAAUAGCAGUUUUCCAAGAUGGAGCUAGGAGAUUUGUGCUCCACUCCCCUCUUUCCCCCAACCCAUUCUCACUAAAUCUAGGCCUAUCAAAUAAUAAAGGGAAAUAAAAAGCUUCUAUCCCAGAAUGAAAGGGCAAUAGCUUAGACUGGAUCCAAGAAGAGGAGAACCAAAUUGUCUCCUGAACAAGAGAUAUUUUGAUGGUUAAUCCUGAUAACUUAGACCAAAUUGUCUGCCAUUACCUGAGUAAUACCCAGCUUCAAUGGGGCACAAAGUCACAAAGUCAUUCACUCAGCUGGAAUGGAGACAUUUGGGAGUAGAUGAAAAGGACAAAAAUCGUGGUAGAGUUUUGGGUAGAUAGUCCAAAAUUCAGGGGAUCUUGACAUAAAUGUCUGUGAUUCUGUUUCCUUGUGACCCAGGAAGAACUACUGCCUCUUUCAUAUCAUUCCUCAUUCAGCCAUGAUAGGGACAACCUAAGAACCUAGAACAUUUUAGUUUUUCAGUACAUAAGGCAGAGAAAUAGUGGUACAAGGCCAGUGGUUAGAUGGUCUGUUUAGGUCCUAGCCUGGCUAGAGUCCUUUGAAAACUGAAAAUGGGGAGCCUUAGGAAACUGAAACAAAUUAGGAGCACCUGAUGAUGCCACAAAUUGAAUAAAAGAAAUUGCCCACUGUCUUUGCAAUUUCUGUCUGAUAUGGAUAAAGACUGAAAACUUUGGAAGGAAAAUGUAAAAUGGGCCCUUUUCCCCUCCAGGACUAGGGCAAAAUGGUUUGCAUAUGAAAAUAUAAUUUUAAAACUGAGAAGAAUCUAGGAGAUCACUUAAUCCAACUCCCACUAUUUAAAUAUAAGUAAAUAAAAGUCCAUCGAGGGGAAAGGACUUGCCUGUAGCCAGCCACCUACAAAUGAACAGGACCAGGACAAGAACCUUUGCCUCCCUAGUUCUGGACCACUAUUCUCCCCACCACAUCACACUGAUUCAGUCCUUAAACCUGACUGGUCUGAAAAGACCUAAAACAGUUUAUGUUCGUGAAUACAUGUACCUCACAAGAGUAAGACCUGAAAUGGGUUUGGAAGUGUCCAUGAAAUGUCAUGAAAUCAACAGCUGUCCCAGGGAAAGGACCAGAUAUGACAGAAGGCUGUGUACACUGGAGCUAGUUAGGUACUAUUGAUUCCAAGUCUCCAGCUGGAGGCAGUUAUCCUCUGGAUUCAAAGGCCUUGUUUGCAGGGAAGUAUGGGGCAGCCCCAUGAAGCCAGCCAGGCUGGGGCAAAGCCAAAGAGGGGAAAUGAGGAAAGGAAGACAAAUUGGGGAAGUUUUAUCUUUUAAAGGGGUAUUUGCAGCAAUUGGAUGGUUGUCAUGUGAUGGUUUUAGACAAAGCACCACCUCUAAACCAUCCUGCCUUGACACAGGGCCUUUAGCACAGAAUCAUGCUUAGAUAACUUGCCUGGGAAUCCCCAAGGCAGCAGAAACAGUGCUCUGAAAAGACUUUUCUCAGAUUUUUUAAAGGCCAAUUUCUAGCAAAUUUUUGGUUUGGGUGUUUUGGUUGCUGGUUUUGUUUGGUUUUGUUUUUUUGAUGUGUGAAAAGAUCUUUUUAAAACUUUUGUGCCUUCUAGAUUUGGAGGCAAACUAAAUUUCAGGUGGAAAUUCUAUUCACCCAUAUCAAACUGUCUCCUUGAAGUCAAAGAAAGCCAGCAAUGAGCUCUCUGUGUUCCUGAAGGUAAAAACAGAGCUUUAAGAAAGGCAAUGUCUAUAUAAAAACAGUGACAGUGAUUCUCAAAGUGGACCAUUCACAAAAUGUCCUGCCACCCUGGAAGAAAUCAGCCUUCUCUCUUUUUUCAUAAAUUAUCAAAGAAGGUCAAAACUGGAAGGGACCUGAGAUGCUAUCUAGAAAGACUCUUCGUUGGACAAAAGAGAAAACUGAUGCUCAAAGACAGGAUAUGCUUUGUACAUAGUAAUCACUUAAUAAAUAUUGAAGUGACCCAACUAAUAUUACACAGUCCUAACAGGGUUAGGACUAGAUUCUAAGAAUAUAGCUGACUUCAUCUAAUGUUCUUUCCAGUGCACCACUGCUCAUUUAGAUAUGAUAAAGAAGACUGUGGAGGGGAGGGUGUUAAAUAAACAUAAGUAUUUUAAAAGUUUA